AAACUGUACCUUCGCGACUCCACAGUUUUGUGUUUCUUAAACCAACCAAGAACAAAAAAAAACCAUGGGGAACUGCUUAGUUCUUGAAGAAAAGGUGAUCAAGAUCGUCAAAACCGACGGCAAAAUCCUCGAGUACAAGUCGCCGUUGAGGGCUCGCCAAGUCCUCUCAGAGUUCGCCGCAGGCCACGCGAUCUCGCAGACGUUUCCGGCCACGGCAGUCCUCGAGCCGGACUCAAGGCUGCUCCGUGGCCACGUGUACUACAUCUUUCCUCUUGAUCCGUCCACGACGUCAAAAUUCGCCAAAACCAAGAACAAGAAGGUCAGGUUUGCUGAUGAUGAUCACAAGGCGGUGGAAGAAGGCGGAGAGAUAAUUAAGGGUGGUGGAUCAUCGUCAGUUGUGAGGAUAAAGGUGGUGAUCAGCAAGAGAGAGCUGGCGGAGAUGAUUGCGAGGGGCGGAGUUUCGGUCGAGGAUGAGAUGAUCAGUUCUCGGUUGAUGCAGAGGGAAGAAAGAAGCACCAGCUUGGGAGGUGACGAUGAAGAUGACGAUCUUUCAAGAAGUUGGAAGCCUGCAUUAGAGAGUAUACGUGAAGUCAACUAGCAAAACAUAGCAUGCUCUCUCUCUCUCUCUCUCUCUCUCUCUCUCUCUCUCUCACAAAGACACAAACACAUGACACAUGCCAGUGAUUUUUGUUAGAUGGAGAAAUUAUUGCAUAGACUUGUUAUGAUUCUGAAUCAUCUCUCAAGUAGCUUGUUGAGGCCCCAAAAAAGAAGAGAAAAAAGAAGAUUCAGCUGCUUAAAAGUGAGAAACAAGUCUAUGUAAUAAAUUUUCUUCUGUGAUUCAGAAAGAAACGAGAAACACUAUCAAUGAAAGACAAACAGCAAAUACAUGUACAUUUAUGAAA
Syzygium oleosum is the source of this 902-nucleotide messenger RNA. RefSeq lists its product as uncharacterized. The record is from RefSeq and is a predicted model, not a curated record. The coding region runs from base 65 to 598 and encodes 177 amino acids. Lineage: Eukaryota; Viridiplantae; Streptophyta; Magnoliopsida; Myrtales; Myrtaceae. The transcript has a single exon.